UAUCACUAUAUUAUUUUGUAUAAUAAUCUUUUAAUUUUGUAUAACUUUACUGAACUCGAAAUGAAUUACAUAAAAUAUUGACCACACUGGAAAUGUUUGAGUCGCAAUAUUGCGAGCUGCCUGAAACCGUUAAGCGAGAGACGUUGCCUUACUACGAAUACUACUUGGGUGAGAAGGAUGAGCAGGACAGGAGACAUGGUGUUGGACAGAACUGCUGGACGGGUGCUGAGUCCAUCGAAUGGCAUUGUGGCCGUUUCCGCCGCGACACGAUGCACGGACCCGGCGAAUACCGCAGCCGAUAUAAAGGCAAAGCCGGGCUGUUCCUUACAUACGAGGGAAGAUUGUACGUGAACCGCAUGCACGGGUACGGGGUCAUGUCGUACCCGGACGGAAAAGUUUUCACUGGUUUAUUCAACAACGACAUCCGCUACGGCCCCGGCGUCGAGUCCUUCGCGGACGUCACCGCCAACGUCGGUCUCUGGCGUAGCACCAAGUUAGUCCGCCUAGCGUGGAGGCCGCUGCCUCCCGUGGCCCCUGAACUCGCAGCCUGGCCUGGAGGCCGAGCGAUCGUGGACCCACAUCGGGUUGUGAUGCAGACUUCUUUUAGAACUAUUGACAAAGUGAACAAAGCAGUGGAAUUCUUGAAGCAACACGGCUCAGAUCCAGUGUCCGCAACUGAAAACUGGGCACGACUGUAUCCUAAACAUUGUACGGACGUCGAGAGUCGACUGUGCCAUGUCGAGCUUUUUGACUACGAGUAUUAUGACGGGAAGGUGUAUUCGCUGAAGGAACAGGAUAGUUCUGAAUGCAAUGAUGAGGACCUUGAAAAAGAGAGCCAAAACAGUUUGGAAUACUCCGGCUCAUACUACGCAUGGAACAACGAUCCAGUAACUAUAGACAUGAUGAAACAUUGCUUUAAACAUGAAAAACAGAGAAAAGAGAUGCAAAUCGACUUGGUGGCUGUGCUGAGUGGGCUAAGGAGUCAAUUCCAGCCUCCGGCUAUGCAUGAAUUGGAUUGCAGGACUUUAUUAAUGGCCUGUUAUUUGGGCCAAGUGGCCACCACAACCUACCUCAUUAACGAGCGCGGAGUGGAUCCGAAUGUCACUGACAUGCUAGGGAAUUCUACUAUCAUGUAUGCUACUUGCGGAGACCAGGUCACCCUCAUAACCUUCCUAGCGGAGGGGGGUGCGGUUGUGAACAGUGCGAACGACUCAUGCUGUACUCCUCUGGGCGUGGCCCUGAUCAGGCUCCUGUGCGCUAGUAGAGACGUCCCGAGCAACGGGAUGAUCCAAGCCUUCGUACCGCCGCCGACUGCUCCUGCUAGUAAGUCGCAGAAACAAACCUACGAACCACCAACAGUAGAUUGGAAUAUAACCAGGGAGACACGAGCAGAGCCUACGAAAAACACAUUAGGAAAGGUAUCGAGCAAGAUAACCAAGAUGAAUAUGAAGAACAAAUCACUUACAUCUGUAAAAGAUCUCCCAAGUCCUAGUAAAAGAAACAUAGACACAUUAAAACCAAUAGAUGAAGAUGAUCUUGAAAGUAAAAUGUAUAGAGAUGUAAAUAAUGAAUAUAUGAUUAAAGUAACAGAUUCACUGGAACCAAUUGCUCAACCAGUAACAUAUCUAUUUGAGCUAAAUAAUAUGGUUGACGAAAUAAAUGCAGAACAAGCAAAAUUGGCACUACCUGAGAAAAAGGAUCCGAAAUCGAAGGCAUCCCAUGUUCUGAAAGAACAAAGUCACUCAAGAACUCAAGGAACUAAGCCGAGUAAAGAAGUAAUUUGGCAGAAUUCUCUAAAAGACGAGGAUGCUUCUAUGGCCAGCGCUGAUAUCCGUAAAGCAGAAGUAUGUAGUCGAAUUAAGUUGACAAUUCUCACACUCCUCGAAAACGGUGCGAAGCCAAGCCUGGUGCGAUGUCCGCAACCGGCACUUGUCAUGGCGAUCCUGUCAGGGUCCCCGGAUUUGGUGGAUCGUUUGAUACACUACGGCGCUGAUGUAAAUGAGGUUUAUCCUCAGCAUUUGAACUACGCGCCACUAGACAUAGCAGUGUCCCUGCCGCUAAAUCAAACGACCCUAGACUUGGUCCAAACAUUGCUGAUGGGUGGUGCAAGCGCUGAUCAUCGGCUGAGCAUCGCCAAGCCUGCUUCGCCAAGGGAAGAGGCAGGACAGAUAGAACUGGGGCCGGGGCCGACGUUGCUCCAUUAUGUUUUGUCGAGGAGAGUGGAAAUCGAAGCCGAGGAAGAUAUUCGAAGACAAAUCAUUCACCUCUUGGUCGAAUACGACUGCGACCCAUUAGAGCGAUACAACGGACGUUCAGCUCUCGACGAAGCGACUAAGAGCCUGGACCUUUUGGACGUCAUCAUCAAAAAUCCCAAAACCAACUUGAACGCUGCCAUUGACGAUUCUAACCAAACUAUUCUGGUCAAGAUGUUCUAUAUACCGUACUUCAAGACAGUGGGUAAUGUGGAGCGGAGUCAAACGCUAACAAACCUUUUAUUGUUUGGAGCCGAUCCGUUGAUUGAAUGUGAAUGUGAAGGCGUCAAAUAUCAGAAUCUAUUCGUGUUGGUCAAACAGACGUUUGAGAUGAGUCCAUCUGGUGGGUCUAAGUCAAAAUUGACCAGCCCACCCAAAAAGCUAGAAGCAAAAUCAAGCUUGACAAAGGGUAAAAAACCUGAACCGAAAAAAGUAGAUACCUUAGCGUCCGAUGAUAUUGCGGACCUCAAGCAAGCGGUUGACCUGAUGACGGAGUGUUCAAGGAUAAUUUACAUCAGGUGGCUACAAACGCAGCUCGCUAAAGAAAUCAUACAAGUCAUUGACAGAUAUGAGCACCGGCAUUGGAGCAUGAUAAUCAAAGAAUGUAAAAACAAAAAAGCAGCCGGUCUUUGGAUUACUGCUCAACGUUGUUUUGAAAUCUGGGGCCGUCUUAAGACCACUAAAAAUAAAGUUUACCAAGACAAAAUCGUUCUAUGGAAUCUGCUUUGCAUUGCCCACUUCUUCCAUCUAAGAUCGGUGACGGAAUAUGGUUUUAACAAAGUGACAGCCGCAGAAAAACAUGAGUCUGAGUCUUAUGCGAAUAAUAUCUUAAAAGAUAAUAAGAAGAGUCCAAUGGUGCCAUUGCUGCGAUAUGUUCAACCAGAGCUCUUUGUUAAGGCGGAUGCCAAAUUCAACGUGUGCUUUGAAUGCUUCUUGCCCCUCGCCGAGGACCGAAUCCUGUGUACCUCCUGUAAGAUUGUCUCAUUUUGCAAUAUAGACUGUUUAAAAGAAAGCAUUGAGAAGAGCAACGGUCACGCAUGCAAUGAUUAUCUCAUUCUUAAAUAUUUCCCGAAACCAUUGAAAACCAUUAAUGACGACGAACCUGUACAAAACGAACCGUCCGUAAUAAAAUAA
Molecule: messenger RNA, 3386 nt
Organism: Cydia strobilella
Lineage: Eukaryota; Metazoa; Arthropoda; Insecta; Lepidoptera; Tortricidae
Product: ankyrin repeat and MYND domain-containing protein 1-like
Exons: 16
Coding region: 93-3386 (1097 amino acids)
Molecular function (GO): protein binding
Source: RefSeq, a predicted model, not a curated record